GGUCAGAGCAGCCUUGGGGCGGAGCAAGGUUGGCUCAGCCGGGGCGGAGCCGGGACGCCGCUCCGCGGUGAUGCAGCGGGGAAUUUGCUGACAGUCCCUUGCCGGGGGGCGCCGGCUCCACCAGGCCGCGGGAGCGCCGGCCGGCGGUCUGCUCUCAGAGCCCUGGAGGAGCCACCGGCGUGGUCAGGAACCAAGCAAGGGCAAGGCUGGGCCACUGGGAAGUGCCUGAGGACAGAUCAAGAGGAGGCAGGGCCGGUGACCACCCAUCCACCUCAGCCACAAACCUCACCUGCUGAUCCAGGGAGCCCCCAGGAUGGCUGUCCCACUGAGCAACCUGAAUAUGGUAGAAAAGACACGGAACAUAACGGAUGAAUGUUUCCAAUCUCGGAGCACUGUCCUGCAGGGGCAGGCCUUUGGGGGCAUCCCCACCGUGCUCAUCCUCAACAUCUUCUUGUGGGUGGUCAUCAUUUUGGUUUACUCCUUCCUCCGGAAAGCUGCGUGGGACUACGGGCGCUUGGCUCUGCUGAUACACAAUGACAGCUUGACUUCGCUGAUCUACGGGGAGCAGAGUGAGAAGACGUCUCCCUCAGAUAUUUCCCUAGAGAUGGAACACAAGGACAAGGGCUUCUAUUCCUGGUUCUUCAACACCGUCACCAUGAAGAAUGAGGAUCUGAUCAGCAAGUGUGGAGACGAUGCCCGCACCUACAUCAUGUUCCAGUAUCACCUCAUCAUCUUUGUGCUGAUACUCUGCAUCCCCUCCUUGGGUAUCAUCUUGCCCAUCAACUACACUGGAACCGUUCUGGAUUGGAGUAGCCACUUUGGUCGGACCACCAUUGUCAAUGUCUCCAUAGAGAGUAAGGUUCUGUGGCUGCACAGCUGCUUCUCCUUCCUCUACUUCCUCCUUAACCUCGUCUUCAUGGCUCAUCACUGUUUAGGGUUUGUGCCCAAGAGGAGCUACAGGGUCACAAGGACCCUAAUGAUCACCUAUGUCCCAAAGGACAUCCAAGACCCUGAAAUCAUCAUUAAACAUUUUCAUGAGGCCUAUCCGGGGUGCGUAGUGACCAGAGUCCACUUCUGCUAUGACGUCAGGAACCUGAUCGAGUUAGAUGAUCAGAGGCGCCACGCGAUGCGGGGCCGGCUCUACUACACUGCCAAGGCCAAGAAGAGUGGGAAGGUGAUGAUCAAGACCCACCCCUGCUCCCGCCUGUGCUUCUGCAAGUGCUGGACCUGCUUCAAAGAGGUAGAUGCAGAGCAAUAUUAUAGUGAGCUGGAGGAGCAGCUGACUGACGAGUUCAACGCUGAGCUCAACCGCGUUCGGCUGAAGCGUCUGGACCUGAUCUUUGUCACCUUCCAGGACGCCAGGAUGACGAAGCACAUCCGGGAAGAUUACAAGUACAUCCAGUGUGGCGUACCCCCCCAGCAGUCUUCAGUGACCACCAUCGUCAAAUCCUACUACUGGAGGGUUGCCCUGGCCCCACACCCUAAAGACAUUAUUUGGAAACACCUGUCUGUCCGCCGCUUCCAUUGGUGGGCGCGCUUUAUCGCAAUCAACACCUUCCUCUUCUUCCUCUUCUUCUUCCUCACCACGCCUGCCAUCAUCAUCAACACCAUCGACAUGUACAACGUCACUCGCCCCAUCGAGAAGCUGCAGAGCCCGGUCAUAACCCAAUUCUUCCCCUCCCUGAUGCUCUGGGCAUUUACAGUGAUACUGCCUCUGAUCGUCUACCUCUCCGCCUUCCUAGAGGCCCACUGGACCAGAUCAAGCCAGAAUCUGAUCAUAGUGAACAAGUGCUAUAUCUUUCUGGUGUUCAUGGUGAUUAUUCUGCCCUCUAUGGGACUGACCAGUUUGGAUGUCUUUUUCCGGUGGCUCUUUGACAUCUACUAUCUGGAGCAGGCAUCCAUCAGGUUCCAGUGUGUGUUCCUGCCAGACAACGGCGCCUUCUUUGUCAACUACGUGAUCACAGCGGCUUUGCUGGGCACAGGCAUGGAGCUGUUGCGCCUGGGGUCCCUCUUUCUAUAUAGCAUCCGCCUCUUCUUCUCCAGGUCGGAGCCAGAGAGAGUCCACAUCAGAAAGAGCCAGGCCAUGGACUUCCAGUAUGGGCGGGAGUAUGCGUGGAUGAUGAACGUGUUCAGCGUGGUGAUAGCGUACAGCAUCACCUGCCCUAUCAUCGUGCCUUUCGGACUGCUGUACCUGUGCAUGAAGCACAUCACGGACCGCUAUAACAUGUACUACUCCUACGCACCCACCAAACUCAACGAGCAGAUCCACAUGGCUGCCGUCUACCAGGCCAUCUUUGCACCGCUCCUGGGUCUGUUCUGGAUGCUCUUCUUCUCCAUCCUGCGAUUAGGUACGCUCCACACCAUCACCUUCUUCUCCCUUUCCACGCUCAUCAUUUCCAUGAUAAUCGCCUUCCUCAGCACUCUUCUGGGAAAGCUCCAGAGGGUAUCUGACUAUGAGCCCGAGGAGGAGAUGGAGACCGUGUUCGACAUGGAGCCAAGCAGCACCUCCUCCACACCCACGUCCCUUAUGUACGUGGCCACAGUGCUGCAGGAGCCCGAGAUGAACCUGUCCCCUGCCUCCUCCCCUGCUCGGCACACCUACGGUACCAUGAACAGACAGCUGGAGGAGAGCGAAGAGGAGAGUUGUACGAGGGGCUUUGCGAGGGAGCUGGGCUCCACCCAGUUCCAGGAAGGGCUGGAACUGGAGGGCCAGAGCCAGUACCACUGACCAGGACCCCAGGCCUCCACCUGGCGACUCCACCAGAGUGGCGGCCAGGGGAGGGCCCGGCAAGGGGAAGGCAGGAGGGCCACGUGGACCUCCCCACUACCCCUUGCAGACUUUGGGAAGGCCCGGCAGAGCUGUCUGCAUCCCGACAGCUGUCGGCCAUAUGAAGGUCCCGACCUGCUGACCAGCUAGAACGGGAGGUGCUGGGCAGUGCAGGGGACCCCGGGAUGGGAUGGAGGCUACGGCCGGGCACCACAUCUCGGCAGUCGUGGCUGAGGCCCUGGGCAUGGAGACUGCAGGCCAAGGGACCUUCCUGGGGUCAGAGUGGAGAAGGCAUAUGCACAAGGGAGGAGGCAGAAAGAAGCCCGUCGAAGACUCUCCAGCGUCUUUGCCACCCUUCACCAGCUGCCCUGUCCAGGAGCUUCCACUGCUGCUCCGACCCGGCGCCCAGCCCUACUCCCCUCUCCCCCGCAGCCUGAGGAAGCACAAGUGUGUAUGCUGGGCCUCGGCAAGGACAUCCCCUGCCUGGGGAUCCCCCGGAGCCAGGGGCGGCUGAGACCCUUCCUAGCCCUCUGCCCUGCAGCAGACUCCCCCGGAGCUGCGGGGUAGAGACCCUCCUCUGCUCUAUUCUUGCGAGGGCAGCUGGGACACGAUCACUCCGGGCUCAUUAAAUGGGACCUGUGUGCAUUUUGAUGAAGGCAACCUUGGCUGGUUACUACGAGGUGGGAGGGGCAGAGGCAGAAAAUUCACGGAGAGGGGUCUUCUCCCCAAAUGCUGAGUGAUGGGAAACCAGAUACAGCUCUCCAAGCCCCAGGCCUAAUGAGAGGACCCUCAAGGUCAAGGACGUGGCCCCUGAAAGUUGUUCCUGCCUCAUACCCACCUGAGUGCCUGGACCCUCAGCAUAGCCAAGGUGGGCAACAGCUUAGGGUAAGAAGCCCAUGCUUCAGACUGAAGGCACUGGCCAUUCCCUGGCCUCCCAGUAGGACCCUUCCUCCCUUGGGGCUGCCUGCACCCUGAACUGAAGACCACCCAAGUGGCCUCCAGUAUGGUCCUGGCCCAGACACUGCAGACACCCUGCCAGGGACUGUGGGGGUGGGGUGUGUCCUCCAUGGAGAAGCCCUUUCGGGUGGAAUAAGGCUGCCUUCCUAGGGCCACCACUCGGGACCUUUGUGGAACUGAAUCCUGAGUAGGAAUAAUGCUGGUAGCCACUUUGUCAUGGUUAUAGGGGUGCAGACCCCUGCCUCUGAGGACAGCCACCCCCCCCAACCGGCAGCACAGCAGGGGAGGAUGCAGAGAUGGGCUGACUGAGGCCUGAGUGGGUGAGGAGCAGCCAAGUCAAGGGGCUCUGCAUGCUAUAGAGCUCUCCUGAGCUCCCUGCUCCAGGGGUCUGGGUCCUUGCAGCCAACCUGCUGAAAGUAGGCCCCAGGCUCACUCACUGGAGCCUUUCCCACCAGGUGCACAUGGGUGCCCCUGAACUCAGACCGCCUGGGUCUCAGCCCUGCCGCACCUGUGCCCAUGUCUCAGCUGCAGAAGCUCCAGGCUUCACCGGAGGGAAAAAUAGCCCUCGAGAGGCAAACAUUGCCAUACCCCAGGGGCUUGGCCCAGACUUUGGCAUAAGGGAUCUUCCCAGAGAGCUUGAGUCAGCUGGGGCGUCAGCAGUCUCUCCCACUCCUUGUCCAGUUAGGAAUAAGGAGGAAAUAAUACCCAGCCAGUCCCUGAGGGCUGCUGCCUCCUAGCAUUUCACCAGCCAACAAAGGGAAGGGUCCUUUCCAGAGCAGCGGUCAGGGCCCCAACAGGGAGAUCUGCCCAUGCCACAGGGAGGUGGCCGGCUCCAGGCCCUCCCCCGCCCCCGGGAGGCAUAUUUGGUGUGCGUGUGGCCUUCCUGCCAGAAGCUGGCAUGUAGGCUCUCCACUGGGCACUACUUGCUGGCACCCCCCCCCCAUCCCUGCAGCCCCUGCUGGACUAUUCCUGCCGCUUCUGUCACUGCCCCUCCUUUGUCUGUCCCCUGCCCACCCAGCAGCCUCUGGGUGCUGCAUAUGGAAAGGGUCCCAGCAGAUUACUCGGCAGCAUGGCUGGGGGCUUCCCCCUUGCAUAUGGGCCAAGCGCAGUUGGUUCUGAGAGAAGACAGUGCAAAUGCUGGGAAAGUUCCAGAAUCCUUUCACUUCUCAACUCUUUCUGGAGACCCAGGGCAACUGGCAAGUCCUCCCCACUCUCCCCCCAUGGUCACUGUGAAGGCAGGGUGGCCAUGCUUUGGCUCCUUUCCCACCACAUGCAGGCCCUCUCCAGGCACCUCCCCUCUGGCCUGCCCGCUCAGCCCACGCUUGUCUCACCCAUUGGCCUCCACCCACCACCGUCCGACCCUACCCCACAGUCUACCUCCCAGCUGUCCCUCCCCAUCCUUCCACGGAAACACCACCCCCCAGGCUUGAUUCCUUCUGGAGGGGGCUGCCUCUGAGGGAACCCAGGAUAGCCUAGAGCCUCUAAGAAGUGUCCCACUGGGCCAAGAGUAGCUCCAAGCUUGCCUGCCUCUUCCUCAGAUGCUUCUGGAAGCAAAGUGCCUAUCAGCAGCAUUGCAUCCUCUGGGGCCCCCAGUGUGGGGUGUGGACUUCCCUUGGCCACCACCACUAAAGGAAUGUGCCAGAAUGCCGAACCUUCUUGUUAUUAAUGCUAUGACCGUGCCUUGAAUAAAUAAGUGGUCCCAA
Nyctereutes procyonoides (raccoon dog) is the source of this 5427-nucleotide messenger RNA. It is a transcript of the gene TMEM63C, whose product is annotated as transmembrane protein 63C. The record is from RefSeq and is a predicted model, not a curated record. Lineage: Eukaryota; Metazoa; Chordata; Mammalia; Carnivora; Canidae. Bases 314 to 2728 code for a protein of 804 amino acids. The transcript is spliced from 24 exons. Gene Ontology annotation, cellular component: plasma membrane. Gene Ontology annotation, molecular function: calcium-activated cation channel activity.